AUGGCGGCCCCCCAGUCCAAGUACGAUGACUACGAUUUCCCGACCACCGCGCCGGAAGCCCAGCCCGGCCACCCUGGCCACACCACCCCGGAGCAGGAUGCGAAGGUAGAGCAGCUCCGGGCCGAGCUGGAACAACUUGGCUACACCGAGAGGCUGGAUACUCUGACGCUGUUGCGUUUCCUGAGAGCCCGGAAGUUUGAUGUCGCUGCUGCCAAGACCAUGUUCGUCGACUGCGAGAAGUGGCGGAAAGAGUUCGGUACUGAUGAGCUGGUCCGCACUUUCGAGUACCCCGAGAAGGCUAAGGUCUUCGAAUACUACCCUCAGUACUACCACAAGACGGACAAGGAUGGCCGUCCUGUCUACAUCGAGAAGUUGGGCAAGAUUGACCUCAAUGCCAUGUACAAGAUCACCACCGGCGAGCGCAUGCUCCAGAACCUCGUGACCGAGUAUGAGAAGCUUGCCGACCCCCGUCUGCCCGCCUGCUCGCGCAAGGCUGGUAAGCUGCUUGAGACUUGCUGCACCAUCAUGGACCUGAAGGGUGUCGGUAUCACCAGCGUCCCCUCCGUCUACGGCUAUGUCAAGCAGGCGUCUGCCAUCUCCCAGAACUACUACCCCGAGCGUCUGGGCAAGCUUUACCUGAUCAACGCCCCCUGGGGCUUCAGCAGCGUGUUCAGCGUGGUCAAGGGCUUCCUUGAUCCGGUGACCGUGAACAAGAUCCACGUCCUCGGCUCCAACUACAAGAAGGAGCUGCUGGCUCAGGUCCCCGCUGAGAACCUCCCUGUUGAGUUCGGCGGUACCUGCACGUGCGCCGGAGGCUGCGAGCUUAGCGACAUGGGCCCGUGGCAGGAGUCUGAGUGGGCCAAGACCCCCAAGUGGGCUGCCCCGAAGGAGCCUGCUGCUGAGGCUCCUGCUGAGGCUGCUGCUGAGGCUGCUGCGGAGAAGGAGGCUGAGGCUCAGGCCACCGCAUAG
Molecule: messenger RNA, 969 nt
Organism: Aspergillus niger
Lineage: Eukaryota; Fungi; Ascomycota; Eurotiomycetes; Eurotiales; Aspergillaceae
Exons: 3
Coding region: 1-969 (322 amino acids)
Source: RefSeq, a predicted model, not a curated record